This is a messenger RNA of Symbiodinium necroappetens, 1324 nucleotides long. The record is from the annotation of a GenBank genome assembly. Lineage: Eukaryota; Dinophyceae; Suessiales; Symbiodiniaceae.
AUGGCGGCCGACGAGCUUGUUGCGCAAGGCUACAUGCUUCGAGCAUGCCGGGAGGUGGCGCCAGACUACAAAAACGAUACCUCACCAUGCCUGUGGCAAAGCCCUACUCCGCCUAGCCAGCAAGCCAUCGACACCUACGAGGUUUGGAAAGAAGGCUUUUUCUACGCAUGCGAACAGAGCGUGGCUCGACAUAGCGAUGCCUUAGCCGACGAACUGGCCAGCAGGCUACGAAGCCUCAGCCGCGAGGAGCAGAACCUGACGCAUAUCGCGGAGGAGGUCUGCAAGACGGCGGCCGCAUGCGGACAAAAGAACAAAGCAGAGUCAUCCUUCUUUCUUGGAGCCUCCAGCUUCUACAGGGAGCUCACCAUUUGCGACAAUUGCUUGGAUGGCAGGAACUGUUGGGGCCUUGGCAAAACCGUUGCGGAGGCCCGCUGUCGAUGGCGUGAACGGGACAGGCCAAUCUACUUGGACUACAAUGGUACAACGCCAAUCGACAAAGAGGUAUGUGCUGCGAUGACCACGAUGAUGAGCACACACUGGGGAAACCCGUCGUCCUCCCACUUCUACGGCAUUCAGGCCAAGAAGGCAUUGGAAACUGCAAGGAGGCAGUGUGCAGAGCUCAUCGGGGCCGAGCCAGGGUCCCGGGACAUCGUUUUGGACAGUCAGUUGGUGAUGGCUGCCCUCUUUUGGGAGGCAGUGGCUUUGGCACCAGCUCGGGCGGCGGCUGACACGAAGCGUGUGACCGACAGCAUCAAUCACGACGAGGUGAUUGCAAGCAGCGAAGAGGACGACGAAGGCGAUGAGGAUGAUGAUGAGGAGGACGAUGAUGAUGCCGCAAAAAAUUCCUCGGUCCCGUUGGCUUUGACCCAGUCUUCUUCAAAACCGCUCAGUUCUACGUCGCCUCAGUCGAUGCAUGCCCUGCCGGCCAACUUCGAUGCGAUAUCCUUCUUGGCAGAGACCGAGACGGCCGAGGAGGCAGCUUCAACAGCUGAGUCGGAAGCUAUGGUGGCAGAGGCUGCGGCUGCACGCUCCGCAGCGCGACUCCGCCGUGCGCAGCUGCGUCGAGCUGCUGGUGGAAGCGAGGAGGAUCGCCAGAUUGCUGAGACUUCGCUCCAUGCAGCUCAGACAGCGUGGCAACAGCGAGCACCGCGAGCGCGCCAGUUGACGGUUGGGGCCCGCGAAGCCCGCAGUGCAGCACGCAAGCGUGCUGCGGAGGUCAGCCCGAACUUGGGGGCUUCGUCAUUGCUUCGUACUUUCGGCCCGGAGAACUGCGUUUCGACAUGGCGCGAUGCGAGCUCUGGGACUUGCUUUCUGAAGACGGACU